GCGGCGCUCCCCGCCGCCGCCGCGCGUCCCCGGUGCGCCCCACGUGCCGCCGCCGCCAUGGGCGUGCUGCCGGUGCCGGCGGAGGUGCGCGCCAUCCUGCUGGACAUCGAGGGCACCACCACCCCCAUCGCCUUCGUCCAGGAGACCUUGUUCCCUUACAUCAAAGACAACGUGAAGGAUUAUCUUCGCGCUCACUGGGAGGAGGAGGAGUGCCAGCGGGAUGUGGGACUUCUGAGGAAACAGGCUCAGGAGGACUCCAGCCUGGACGGGGCUGUGCCCAUCCCUUUGGAGAGCGGCAGCGGGGAGGAGGAGCUGGAGCGCGUCAUCCAGGCCGUGGUGGACAACGUGCACUGGCAGAUGUCCCUGGACAGGAAAACCACAGCACUGAAGCAGCUGCAGGGCCACAUGUGGAGGGCAGCCUAUGCCACCGGGCACGUCAAAGGAGAAAUCUUCGAGGACGUUGUUCCAGCCAUCCGGAAGUGGCGAGAAGCAGGGAUGAAGGUCUAUAUCUACUCUUCAGGCAGCGUCGAAGCCCAGAAGCUGCUGUUUGGAUACUCUACAGAAGGUGAUAUCUUAGAGCUCUUUGAUGGCCACUUUGAUACCAAAAUAGGCCCCAAGGUAGAAAGUGAGAGCUACAGGAGGAUUGCUGCCAGUAUUGGGUGUGCCACCAACAACAUCCUCUUCCUGACAGAUGUCCCUCGAGAAGCCAAUGCAGCCGAGGAGGCAGACACUCACGUGGCUGUGGUGAUCAGACCGGGCAACGCAGGACUGACGGACGAUGAGAAAUCCUAUUACAGCCUCAUCUCGUCUUUCACCGAACUGUUCUUGCCUUCCUCCACUUAGGGAAAGCGGUGCAUGCACAAAAGACCGUGCUUCACCUAAUUGUCCUUGUGAAAUGUUAGGUCAUUUUGUCCAUAAUCAGAAUUUCAAACCAAAUCCACAUUUUGUCUUGGGCCUCGUGCAGGAAGGUAUGGAUGGAGAGUAUGGUGUGGGGUCCCUCCUGCAGUAGAACAGAAGCCUGCUGCCAGCUGGAGCUGGGAACAGGGCAGGGAGCAGCACCUAUGAGCCCUGUUGUUCCUCUCCUUUCCUCGCUAGCAGUUAGCUAAGGGAAUGCUUCCUCCAGACUCAUCCCCUGAAAUCUGGUGCUGAGAUGCCCCACCGUGAGCUCUGUCAUUUUUAGAAGCAGUCUGCAAACAAGGUUUAUGUCCUCUUGUCCCAGAGGGAGCACUGGGGACCAUAGGGGGAUUUGUGAGCUUCUCCCUGCAGAUAGGAUUUCUGGCUUAGUCAAAAACAUUCACAGUUAGAACUCUCAAAGGGAAAUGCCAACUGUGGGGCUAUAGUACAGUAGGACUGGGCUGCCACAGAGGAAGCCAGUCCUUGCUGCAGGCAGGCUCUUUUGACAAGGAACAAUGUGUAUCUUGGCUGUGUCUGCAGCAGCUCUAGGUACAAAACAGUACAACUUGCAUAUGGAAGCUGCUUAGAGCUCCACAGCCAGCCUACCCAGAAUGAAGUUGAGUAUUUAAUAUAUAUAAAAAUACAGGUUUAAAAAUUAAAUUCUGGACACACUUCACUGCUGCAUCAUGGUGCUGGGCUAUGGGAUACAACUGUCUGAACCCCAAAGUCAGCUUGACAACAUUUCUGAAAUAUCUCAGCACUGACCCACAGAGCUCCUCAUCCAGCCAAGAUCACCUAGUCACACAUUCAUAGCAGUGGGUCAGCUGUGAGCAGACCCUGACAAACUGCUGAGGGCAGACAUCCUGCUGCAUUUGAUGAGAAUUAAACCCCUGACCUUUUCACCUUACCUAAAUUGUGCCAAUGUAGAUCACAUGGUCAUGGAGCUUUUCCUAAUGUAGUAAAUAAAAACACAACUUUGCUUUCA
Serinus canaria (Common canary) is the source of this 1879-nucleotide messenger RNA. It is a transcript of the gene ENOPH1, whose product is annotated as enolase-phosphatase 1. The record is from RefSeq and is a predicted model, not a curated record. Bases 58 to 843 code for a protein of 261 amino acids. Gene Ontology annotation, molecular function: acireductone synthase activity; magnesium ion binding. NCBI's taxonomy places the organism in Eukaryota, Metazoa, Chordata, Aves, Passeriformes, Fringillidae. The transcript is spliced from 6 exons.